UCCCCAAACCCUCACUCGCUCCAUCUUCUCUCAGCCGCCGAAACCCUAGGAGAGAAGGUUCAGAGAUCAGAGAUGACUACCCGAUUCAAGAAGAACAGGAAGAAGCGUGGUCACGUGAGUGCCGGCCAUGGAAGAGUAGGCAAGCACAGGAAGCAUCCUGGUGGUCGUGGUAACGCUGGAGGCAUGCACCACCACCGGAUCCUCUUCGACAAGUACCAUCCUGGGUACUUCGGUAAGGUCGGUAUGAGAUACUUCCACAAGCUUCGCAACAAGUUCUACUGCCCAAUCGUCAACAUCGACAAGCUCUGGUCUAUGGUGCCCCAGGAGGUGAAGGACAAGGCCACCAAGGACAACGUCCCCUUGAUCGAUGUGACUCAGUUUGGAUACUUCAAGGUCUUGGGCAAGGGUGUCUUGCCUGAGAAUCAACCCGUGGUAGUCAAGGCCAAGCUCAUAUCCAAGAUCGCCGAGAAGAAGAUUAAGGAGGCUGGCGGCGCCGUCGUCCUCACUGCUUAGGUUUGCAUAAUUAAUUUUCGCCAGAGUAGAGGUUUUGGGUAUUCUCUGUUUUUAUUUUUUUGGUUGUAAGUUUUGGAUUUAAAAGACUUAUUUUGUCUACAUUUUCAAUUAUAUCUUGAGAGUCUUUAACUAUGGAUAAUUUUUGCUUAUGCAAUCGUUACAAUUGAUAUUUA
Molecule: messenger RNA, 686 nt
Organism: Humulus lupulus (European hop)
Lineage: Eukaryota; Viridiplantae; Streptophyta; Magnoliopsida; Rosales; Cannabaceae
Product: large ribosomal subunit protein uL15x
Exons: 1
Coding region: 73-513 (146 amino acids)
Biological process (GO): translation
Cellular component (GO): cytosolic large ribosomal subunit; ribosome
Molecular function (GO): structural constituent of ribosome
Source: RefSeq, a predicted model, not a curated record